UGUUUUUCUUUCUCGUUUUUUGACACAACGUCAAGCCUGUGUAUUGAUGGCAUUGAUUUUCAUUCGAUUUUCGGAAUUGAAAUUCGGUGCUACUUUGAAUCAGUUCUAUUUUCUUAUUUAGUUUGCUUUAAAUAAAUUGAAAAGUAAAAGUCCGAUUCGGUGUGGUGUAAAAAAUGUUUGUGAAACCAUUUAAACUGAAAAAUAAUACGCAAAUCAAAAGUACGGAGCGAAAGAAGUUGCGUACAAAAAUUGAAACCGCAUUCGCACUCAACGAAGAUGAUCUGAAUAAAUUGUUGCCGAGCAAGAGUACGUUGAAUCAAGUGAAAUUGAUUGUUAAUGCCGGGCAAAUGGUCACCGUUUAUACAUGCGAUCGACGGCCAAUGUUCUUUGAAUUUAGCCCGAGCGGCGAUGAUACAAAGCAAGUGUUGGUGCCAACGGUUUAUUCGAUGUGGAUUUUGCCGGAGCUGGUUCCAUCAUUCACAACACAUGCAGCGGUUUUGCCUCGAUUGGCUGGUGGUGCUGAUUUAAUGCUUCCCGGUAUCAUCAAACAAGGUACUGGUUACUCAACAUAUGGAAAUUAUGCGCGUGAUGCGGUUGUUGCUGUGAAUCUAACAUCAAAUCGAAGUGCAGUGGCUGUUGGCCUAUUGGCACGAUCAAGUGCUGACCUGUAUAUGGCUGCCAAUCAAGGUGUUGGUGUGAAAAUUCUGCACGUUUUCGGUGAUAAAUUGUGGGGCCUUGAACCGGCAGUAUGUCUUCAAGUGCCAAAUGCUGGAGCUAUAGUUAAACCACCGACAAUGGAUGAUUUUCCAGCUCUUGGUGAAACGAGAAAACCCGUUGCCGUUGAAAAGAAAGUUAUUGCACCUGCGGCCGCUCCAGAGUCCGUGUCUGAGACACAACUCGAAACCGAUAUGCAAAAUGUGGAUAUUUCCAAAGACGAUGGCGAAUCGGCCGAAGAACAUGAUGAAUCUGCUGAAGUGGCUGAAUCACCGGACGAUAAAUUGAAACGAGCCUUUUUGUUGUCAAUCAAAAAAAUGGGCAAAAAACCACCAACACCACUGCUAACAAGUAAUUUCUAUCGGAAUCACAUUUUAGAAGCGGACAGUGGUAUCGAUAUCAAGAAAACAUCGUACAAAAAACUAUCGAAAUUCCUGCAAGAAAUGGCCAGCUACAAUUAUCUCACAGUCAAAGAAGAGCCGAAAGGUGUUGAAAAGAUUGUAGCCAUCAAUAUCACGCAUCCGGAUGUAGUGAAUACAAUAUUAAAUGUGUCAGACAGUGGGCCACAGUCUGAGUCGAAAGCCACUGGUUUGUUUGUUACCGAAAUGAAGGAAUUGUACACUGUAACGAGCGACACAAUGAAAUUCUUUAAUAUUUUCGACGUAAAGUGUGGUGAAGGCAUCGAACCGGCUCAGGUGAAAAAAUACGUUAAAGAAUAUGUUUGUAAUAAGAAACUUCAAGAUCCGGCCAAUAUUCGUCAAAUUCGUGUGGAUGAAAUGCUGCGCGAAGUGUGCCAAUUGGAUGAAAGCAACAAAUUGGUGCCGUUUGAUGUGAUCUUAGCGACGAUUACCGAUCGCAUGGAUCAUAGCUAUGCCAUGCGAAAUCGCAACGAACUGAAAACUAGCGGCAAACAAAAUACCAUCAAAAUGACACUGGCCACGAGAUGCGGAAAUAAACAGGUCACUCUGAUUGAUGGCAUGGAAUUGUUUGGUAUUCGAUUGCAAGAAUUUGCACAAGCUUGUAAGGUCGGUGUUGCGGCCAGCACAUCGAUCAUUCGUCCCGACUGUCCGGCCAACGCUAACAAAGGCCAGCUAAUGGUGCAAGGCAAUCAAGUUCGAUUUGUACACAAACUGCUCACUGAAACGUAUAAAAUUCCACCGAAAUUCAUCACCGGACUCGAUCUUGCCAAAAAAGAGAAAAAGAAAAAGAAGUAAAACACGAACACAUAUUUUUGAUUCGGUUGAUGUUUGUCAUUUUUAUCGUUUCACAAUGAAUAAAAUAUGAUUUUAAACAAA
Molecule: messenger RNA, 2009 nt
Organism: Sitodiplosis mosellana (orange wheat blossom midge)
Lineage: Eukaryota; Metazoa; Arthropoda; Insecta; Diptera; Cecidomyiidae
Gene: eIF2D
Product: eukaryotic translation initiation factor 2D
Exons: 2
Coding region: 174-1928 (584 amino acids)
Biological process (GO): formation of translation preinitiation complex; translational initiation
Molecular function (GO): translation initiation factor activity
Source: RefSeq, a predicted model, not a curated record